Messenger RNA from Larimichthys crocea (large yellow croaker), 760 nucleotides. RefSeq names its product small integral membrane protein 11 (gene smim11). Bases 116 to 319 code for a protein of 67 amino acids. The record is from RefSeq and is a predicted model, not a curated record. NCBI's taxonomy places the organism in Eukaryota, Metazoa, Chordata, Actinopteri, Sciaenidae. The transcript has 3 exons.
CUGCAUUUUGAUUGGCCCCGGCGCUAUAAGCCCCGCCUCUAGAGGGGUUGGAUUAUAAAUAGCACAGGCUUCCUCACGUCGACCACGAAACUUACAACACCACAGGAGCUGAAAAAUGAUCAACUGGAAGGCUUUGGACAACGUCCCCAUCCUCCUGUACAUCUUGGCCCUGAAGACGCUGCUGCUCUGUUUGGCGUUCGCCGGGGUGAAGAUCUACCAGGGCAAGAAGGCGGAGGAGGCCCUGAAGAAGGAGCAGGCCGAGAAGAGGAGGCUCGCCCAGCAGGUGCAGGACCUCAUCGACAACAAGAAGGAGGACUGAGCAGAGGGGACGCUGCUGUACGCGGGGAAACAAGUUGCUGAUCUGAGCGACAGGAGAACUUCUCCGAACAUGAGCGAGAUGUCUGACUUUCAGCAGCAGGACAGUGUGUUCAGUUCCUGUGGACCAGGACUGUUCACCUCUACAGUUUUCUAUACGUCUUUAUGGAAGUGUGACUGAAGAUGAAACCACGCGGAGUCCUGAAGCGACACUGAGAUGAGGGAGCGAGCAUCUUCAUCUACUGCCUUGUUCAUGCUCGCUUAUUUAUAUACAUACAGCAUGCCGUUCAUUUUAUAAUAUUUUUUUAAAGAUUAACAGUUUGUUCCACAUGGUUAAAUGUUGUUUUUGUCCACCUCUCACCACACGGGUUUCCACGGCGGCCUAUGAUCCGACUCCAACACUCUGUGUUUUUAUUUAUGGUUGAAUAAAAAAUAAUUUAUCCUC